Dovyalis caffra is the source of this 1983-nucleotide messenger RNA. NCBI's taxonomy places the organism in Eukaryota, Viridiplantae, Streptophyta, Magnoliopsida, Malpighiales, Salicaceae. The record is from the annotation of a GenBank genome assembly.
AUGCCAUCUCGUCACCUCCGAUCUCUCUCUCCACCAUCCCCACCACUUCACCACCGCCACAUCCACCUCCUCCCUCCCCUUCUUGCUGGAACACUAACUCUCAUUCUAAUUUUUCUUAUUGUACUUCUAAUCUUGUUCUAUCGCAAAAUCACGCGUAACCGUACAGCUCCGAUAACAAAAUCUCCAAAUCACCACCACAACCAAUGCCGCUGCUACUCUUACUCCCUCCUCCGCCGUGCAACCUCCUCAUUCUCACCAUCUAACCGCCUCGGCCACGGCGGAUUUGGAUCAGUGUACAAAGCAACACUUCCUAACACCAAUCAACAUUUAGCUGUUAAAUUGAUGGACCAAAAUGGUUCACUUCAAGGGGAGAGAGAGUUCCAUAACGAACUCUCUAUUGCUUCUUGUUUAGAUUCUCCUAACAUUGUUUCUCUCCUUGGUUACUCGUGUUCGCGAAAGAAGAAAUUAAUUUUAGUCUAUGAAUUAAUGGAGAAUAGGAGCUUACAGGAAGGUUUGUUUGAUGGGAAAUGUGAAGAGUUAAUGAGUUGGAAGGUCAGGUUUGAUUUAGUGAUGGGUGUAGCUAAAGGACUUGAGUAUUUGCAUCAUUUUUGCAAUCCUCCGGUGAUUCAUGGGGAUAUUAAGCCUAGUAAUAUCUUGCUUGAUUCGUGUUUUAAAGCGAAAAUUGGGGAUUUUGGACUAGCAAGAUUGAAGAUUGAGGAGAGUAAUGGUUUUGCGGAGAAGAAAGAGGGUUUCGGAGAGGAUAAUGGGUCGAUUUUGGAGGAGACGGAGAGUGUGGGGAGUGGAUGUGGAGAGAGUGGGAUUAUUGGUGUUGGUGGGGUUGAGAGAUCGCCGGAGAGUUUUGGUGUUAGGAUUUUGGAUUCAGAUGCGUCGCCGGAGAUGGUGUCGGUGGUCUCACCUGAGGUUGGAGUGGAUAAAGGGAGCGUAUCGGAGGCAGGGUUUGAUAAGAUGAGUGUUGAUAGUGGGAGAGAAUUGAUUGUUGGAGGGAAGAAAGGUGGGUCGAGGAGGGAUUGGUGGUGGAAACAGGAAAAUGGAGGUGGUUCGGAGUCGGGGAGGGUGAAGGAUUAUGUGAUGGAGUGGAUUGGAAGUGAGAUUAAUAAGGAGAGACCUAAGCAAGAAUGGAAUGUCGUGUCUCCAAGUUCCAGUGAUAAUAAGUUGUUGAGCACGAAAAGUUUAAAGAUGGAGCCAAAGAAGCAUAAGAAGCGAUUGGAAUGGUGGGUUUCUUUGGAUGAGGAAAGGAUGAAGAAGAAGGAGAAGAAUAGGAAACCUAGAGAGUGGUGGAAGGAAGAGUUUUGUGAGGAACUUACAAAGAAAAAGAAGAAGAGAGGGCUUAGUUCGAGCAAUAGUGGAGAUCUAUGGUGGCAAAAGGAUGAUGAAUUUGUACCAGAGAGGAAGAAGAAGAGGAAGAGUAAGGGUAGUAUUGAUUGGUGGUUGGAUGGAUUUAGUGGUGAAUUCAGAAAUGGGAGAAGAAAUAGCCAGGAUUGGGCUAGUGGAGAGAUCCCAAAGAGUGGUGGUAUUAGUAGCACGCCUAGCAUGAGAGGAACGGUGUGUUAUAUUGCCCCUGAAUAUGGUGGUGGCGGUCUGUUGUCGGAGAAGUGUGAUGUUUAUAGUUUUGGUGUUCUGCUCCUUGUGGUGGUUUCUGGGAGAAGACCACUGCAAGUAACUGCCUCGCCAAUGUCAGAAUUUGAGAGGGCUAAUUUAAUCUCUUGGGCUAGGCAACUUGCAUACAAUGGGAAGCUCUUGGAUCUUGUUGAUCCUUCAAUACAUUCAUUGGAUAAGGAUCAGGCAUUGCUUUGUAUUACCAUUGGUCUACUCUGUUUGCAGAGAUCACCUAGCAAACGGCCUACAAUGAAAGAAAUUGUGGGGAUGCUUUCUGGUGAGGCAGAGCCACCCCACUUGCCAUUUGAAUUUUCACCAUCGCCGCCGUCCAAUUUUCCAUUUAAGUCUCGAAGGAAGGCCCGGUGA